Fusarium keratoplasticum is the source of this 312-nucleotide messenger RNA. RefSeq lists its product as uncharacterized. The record is from RefSeq and is a predicted model, not a curated record. The transcript has 2 exons. Bases 1 to 312 code for a protein of 103 amino acids. NCBI's taxonomy places the organism in Eukaryota, Fungi, Ascomycota, Sordariomycetes, Hypocreales, Nectriaceae.
AUGAUCCAAGUUCCUCGACAGUCCUUUUCCACCGCCGCCCGUGUCCACCCUAACAUCGUCCCUCAUCUUCGACCUCAGAGAAGAAUGCCCUUUGGCAGGUGGGUCAAGCCCGUUGGGGCCGUUUUGGUCGUAGGCUACGGCGUCAAGACCUACCUCGACAUGGUUCAAACACGCCGCAUGGCUCAGAUUGAGGCCAUGGAACGCGAGAAUGCUGCCUUCAGGGAGCGCAACGAGACCCUCAUGAACAUGUACGGCGAUCGAUCCAGUCUCAACGAGCUCGAAAAGGCCAUCGAGUUUUACGAGAAGCGAUAA